This is a messenger RNA of Dermacentor andersoni, 651 nucleotides long. It is a transcript of the gene dod, whose product is annotated as (peptidyl-prolyl cis/trans isomerase) NIMA-interacting 1 dodo. Gene Ontology annotation, molecular function: protein binding; peptidyl-prolyl cis-trans isomerase activity. The record is from RefSeq and is a predicted model, not a curated record. Gene Ontology annotation, cellular component: nucleus; cytosol. Lineage: Eukaryota; Metazoa; Arthropoda; Arachnida; Ixodida; Ixodidae.
GGUGUAGCCCACGGUAUAUCACGGUGUAGCCUCAUCAUCACCGACAUCAUCUUUCGACCGUUUUCAUCGCAAGGAUGGCGGGUGAUCUACCGAAAGGUUGGGAGAAGCGGGUCAGCCGCUCUACAGGUGAGGCGUACUACCUGAACACGAUCACCAAGGAGAGCCAGUGGGAGCUACCCAAGGAGCCCGCGACCGUGGGCAUACCGACCAAAGACCAGGUGUGGUGCUCGCACCUCCUGGUCAAGCACCGCGACUCGCGGCGGCCGUCUUCUUGGCGCGAGGAAAACAUCACUCGCACCAAAGAGGAGGCGCUCGCGCUCAUCAAGGGGUACCGGGAGCAGAUUGUGUCCGGCAAGGCGACAUUUGAGGAGCUGGCCAGCCAGCUGAGCGACUGCAGCUCGGCCAAGCGCAAGGGCGACCUGGGCACGUUUGGCCGGGGCGCCAUGCAGAAGCCCUUUGAGGACGCCGUCUAUGCUCUCAGCGUUGGAGAGCUCUCGGAGCCGGUGUUCACCGAGUCCGGCGUACACCUCAUUUUGCGCACCGCCUAGAAGACACCAGCAAGGUGACUACUCGACACAAGGCAGAGCUGCGGACUCCUCAAAGGCGUGUUGUACAAUGUGUAUUAAAACAACCGCAAUGGGAAAAAAGAAA